UCUGCCACCCCAGCUCGCCAAAACGAUGACGUUUGAGUCGCCCCUCCCCGUGUAGCUCUGGUCUCACACCAGGUGGACGCGAUCAUCCGGCUUGGGCAACCCCGAAGCCUGAACUCAUCCACGCCAUUCAUUGCCUGGUCACAGGUACUGAUCCCAAACCCAUAAAACUCCAUUCCCCUCCAAGACCCGUCGUUUAUCCCACCUUCCAGUCGUUCUCUUCCACUCCAUCAAGCUCCUGCUCCCAACUCCCCGACAAACCCUUAAGAAUCCGUAGGCCUUUCUCCUACCGUUGCCAUCUCGAAUCAAUCGAGCCUUCUCGAUACACCAAGCAUCAUGUCGGCCCCAAACACAGUGACGGUCAAGAACAUCUCGGCCAAGACCGCCGACAAGGAGAUCCGUGAUUUCUUUGCAUUCUGCGGAAAGAUCGAGGACCUCCAGGUUGUCGCCGAGGGCGAGACCAAGAGCGCCACUGUCAUCUUCCAGAAGGAGACGGCAGCCAAGACCGCUCUGCUGCUCAACAACACGCAACUCGGCCCUUCACACAUCUCGGUCACCUCUUCGGCCGAGUCUCUCCAGGAUGACGCCCACAACGAGAAGGACAACGCCGAGCGGGACUCGGAUGAGAUAACCCAGGAGGAGAAGCCCCGCUCUCGCAUUCUGGCCGAGUACUUGGCCCACGGUUAUGUUGUCGGCGAUGCUGCCUUGCAGUCGGCAAUCGAGCUGGACCACAAGCAUGGCGUCUCUUCCCGUUUCCUUGGAACCCUUACCAACCUUGACCAAAAAUACCACGCAACGGACCGGGCCAAGACUGCGGACCAGAGCUACGGCAUCACCAGCCGUGCGAACAGCCUCCUCACCGGACUCAGCUCCUACUUCGAGAAGGCUGUAAACACGCCCACCGGCAAGCGAGUCGUUGACUUCUACACACAGUCCCAGCGGCAGGUCCAGGAUAUCCACGCCGAGGCCCGACGCCUCGCCGAUCUCAAGACUGAGGAAGCCGGCGGCAGCGCAUACAAGGCCUCUGGCUUCGAGAAGGUUUUUGGUGCUGAGAAGCCCAAGAACGCUGCUGGCGACGCUGGAGCCCCCGGCACGAGCACAACCCCAGCUGCCGUCCCAGGCACAGUUCCGGCGACAGGUGCACCUAUCACUACCGAGAAGGCCAAGACACAGACAAUCGAGCCCGCACCCGAGUCGUAAAGCUUCUGGUCGACGACACUAAUUUUUAAUGGGGUCUUUUCUGUUUCUUCUGCGAGUGGCGAUCAGGGAGGAGGACUUGAAGUGCGUUACGCAAGCCCGGGUGUGCGUGUGUCCCGAAAGCUAGACUUGUGAGAGAUCGGUGGCAACCCCAUUCCUCCUGACCAUGAACCCUCUCAUCAUUUUAUGCCAGCGAAAUAGGGCCUUGGGAGAUGCGUCCUGCCGACAGCCUUAGGCUACUGCACCCCAGUUUGCAUUCUAAAAUCUCAAUGAUAUCCCCUUGCCAAAGCUGUCUCUCGGUGUGACAUCUGUUAUCGGAACCAAAAGUUGACAGAGGCGUUUAGCAUCCCGUCCCCCGAUUCGCUCUGGACACUGUGCCACCAGCCCCCGG
This is a messenger RNA of Gaeumannomyces tritici R3-111a-1, 1585 nucleotides long. RefSeq lists its product as hypothetical. The coding region runs from base 334 to 1197 and encodes 287 amino acids. The transcript is spliced from 2 exons. The record is from RefSeq and is a predicted model, not a curated record. Lineage: Eukaryota; Fungi; Ascomycota; Sordariomycetes; Magnaporthales; Magnaporthaceae. Gene Ontology annotation, molecular function: RNA binding.